AUGGGUAAUACACAGACAGGUGAAAAACAUCAUAAAACCGGAAAGUCACCAGCCAAAGGUAAACAUUUUAUAAAAAAUUUAAACAGAAAAAGUUCCGGUAAAGAAACUAAGAAAAAUGCUCGUAAAAAGAGCAUCGGGCGGCGAGAAACUCCAGAUAAAGAGUUCGAUAAAACAUCAGAAUCCGAUAACAAUGAAACUAUUGAGGCAUCUGAUAAGGACACGGUCGAGUGCGUGUUCAAAACAUCGGCUGGGGAGGGGGGCGCGGGGACGAGUGUGCAGUCGGAGGUAACGGUGACCAGGUGCGAGUACUCCGGCCGGUCACCGACCCGCGACCACUCGCACGCCGAGAAGUCUUCCUCGGACUCAGUAUUCACGGACCCUUUGACGCCGCUCGCCGUAGAAGUCAACCAGUGUUAUUACUCCGCGGAGAGCGACAGCGCUCCCGAAGAGCCGCUCGUCACGAACCUCGCUCCAUGCAUCGAUGCGCAACAGGUGACCUUGGCAGUCGAAGCCGGAUUGACAACUAUGCCUCACGAUGAUACUGCCAGCCCGCUGUCAUUUCAUGACAGUGUAGAAAAAGAAGAAAAACUUGACGUUUCCGAUGAGAUUAGUGAUAGAGAUAAUAAUGAAACUGUUAUGGGUGGGAUUUUAUCGAAGUCUAAGGAGGAAACACUACCUCAUAAGGAUCAUGAGUGUAAUCAUGAAUUUCUGGAGAACCGGUUGAAAGCUUGUCCGGGACAAACCUCAUUUACUAUAUCCAGGCACAGGAAAGUUGAACUUCCACCGGUCGCAGACACCUCUCUUAAUAUUCUGGACGAUGAUAAAGAAAAGCGCCAUUCCAGUGUCAGUGAUGGAGCGAUUCCCGAUUCAAAUGUUUUACGUAAAGUUGCAUCUCUCACCCUCGAUAAACACACAGAGUCGAGGGUCGUACGACCUAAGUUCGUGCCGGAGAAACUUGAUUUCCAACUGUACCAAAAGUUUGAAGGGCAAAUGCUUCUGAAUUGGUUCGCAUCAUCAACAUCUGAAGAUAAUCAUUUGCGGAACAUUCUCAAUACUCAGGAUCUGAAAACACUUGGGAUACAAUACUGUACGCACUUGCUGGCGGCCGGUGUCUUGAGACAGAUACCUGACAAGGAUGCUCCAACUGAGAAAAUAUUUAAGCCUAAUCUAAUGUAUUAUUGGUCACACAUGGAGAUGCCAGCAUCUCAACCAGUUACGCCGGGAAGAUUAGACAUGUCCUCAUGGCCGCCCGAACGUGAUACACUUAUAAAAACACAAACACAAAUCACCAACUACUGCACUAUGGAGAACCAAUAUAAUAAACAGCACAGUGAAGAUGUUAAUGACAUAGCCGAAGCUAAGUUUGUUAUAUCACAGUUGAAAAGGAAACUCCAAGAACUAGAAUACCAGUUGGAAAAUUACAAAAUUGGUCCACAAAUUGGGUUAAUCAAUAAGAAGAUUAAUAAUACAUUUAUGUCAACUCCAGAAAAUUUAUCAAACAAGAACAAAAUUGAUUUAGUUAGUAGAGAAGUUCAAACAAUAAAUGAUAGUGAAGUUAUUAGAUUGUCGGACAAACCUGUGAUAAACUAUAAAGAUGCAAGUACAGGUGUAAAUGAAGAUUGCAAUUUAGAAUUAAGUAGAUUAGGUAAAAACAAUGAAUUGUAUAAUAAUGAUUUACUAGGUAAAUCAGAAACGAGAUCUGAAAAAAUAGAAAAUUAUUGUAAAUUAAAUAAAAGUCGAGAUACUAAUAACGCUUAUUGGAAUGAAGAAAUAACGAAUAUAAGUGGUAACGGUAACAGAAAACUUAGUAAUAAAGAAAGAGAUUUACUAAUCACGAAUAUUACAAAUCAGUUGUAUAAUAUAGAUGAUAAUAAUGUUAGUAACACGUGUGAAAGCUCCUCGGAUGCUUCAUUCUUAAGUACAACAACUGAACUAUUAAGUAACAGUAGUAACAGAUUCUUAGAUGUCAAUCAGGAUAAUUUAUCUAACUCAUCUACAGAAUUUCUUUGUAGAAAUGAUGACAAGAGAAUUGAUUACAAUAUGCAAUCAUCAGAUUUGAAAAAUAACUUUAUCCCAAUACAAGCUACAGAAGCGAGGGAUGUUACAUUAUCAAAUAUGAACCUGUCAUUGAAAAGUUCUGAUAAAAGUAAUGAUUAUCAAUCUGCUGCUACACCACCGCCUCCGUAUCCUGGGAUGCUGCCAUCUCCCCCACCCGCGCCAGGGACAAAUCAAGAUCAGUCACUUUGCAAGGAAUCAAAAUCACCCGACAUAGAAAAACAAUCAUCAUCACCAACAAAUCAACACAAAACCGACUUACUUGAUGACAGUAAAGCUUCCCCAACACAGGAUAUUGUUAAAAGUUCCAGUAUUGAUGAAUCUCCAAAAUCAAACAGAAAUCUUGACUGCAUCAGAGAAAUCGAAAAUAAUGACUUGAAAGCUACAAACUUAAAUUCAGUGUCAUCAAACCAAAAUGAUGUAAGACAAAGAAAUAGUAUAAAUUCCUCCCUACUUCUUUCCAGUGAUAUCGUAUUACCACCGCCACAAUCACAGGAGUCCACAGUAUUGUACCCUCAAGAUAUUAAAGUAGACGAUACUAAAACGCCAGAUAUUCCUGAUCCAGAAACGCUUUCUUUAAAGUUGGAGUUACCAAGUACAGAAACACCAAUCACAGCCAUAAAUCAGUCUUUACCAGCGACAGUUGUGGGUCCUCCACCUCCACCUAUGCCUGGAACUGAGGAACUCACUCCAUUAAUGCCUAGUAUGGGACCACCUCCACCGCCAAUGCCUGGAAUGGGGCCCCCUCCCCCACCCAUGCCUGGAAUGGGGCCUCCUCCCCCACCUAUGCCUGGAAUGGGCCCUCCGCCACCGCCAAUGCCUGGAAUGGGCCCUCCACCUCCGCCAAUGCCUGGAAUGGGCCCCCCUCCCCCACCGAUGCCCGGUAUGGGCCCCCCUCCUCCUCCUCUGCCCGGUAUGGGCCCUCCACCACCUCCCAUGACUGGUUUAGGACCACCAUCGCCAGUAACAGCUGGAAUGCCUCCGCCGCCUCCAUUAAAUGCUGGACCUGUGCCAUUCCCAGCGCCACCCGUGGGUGGAUGGAAUAUGCAAAGAGCAACUCUGAGGAAAACUCCCAUAAAGCCUGCGGCUCCUAUGAAGCCCUUAUAUUGGACGAGGAUUUUAGCACCACCGAUACCCCCAUCCUGUCAAGGCGAUCCGGAAACAUCGGGAUUCAAACCGCUUUGGUUAGAAAUAGAAGAAGCUAAAUUGGACAAUAUAGACGAAUUCGCUAAUCUAUUUUCACGUCAAGUCGUAAAAGCUCCCGUUAAGAAAAAGGUUGAAGUGAAAAGUAAAAUACAACCGAUCAAGAUUUUGGACAGUAAACGUUCGCAGAACGUCGGGAUUCUAGCGCAGAGUCUCCACGUUGAGUUCUCGGAAAUCGAAAACGCUAUUUACAAUUUUGAUACUUCGGUCGUCAGUUUGGAAGCUUUGCAGCAGAUUUAUGAAUUGAGAGCCAAAGAUGAAGAACUAAUGAUGAUCAAGGAACAUUUGAAAACCAAACCUGGUGUGCCACUGGAUAAGCCGGAGGCGUUCCUACAUGACUUAUCUGGAAUCCACAAUUUCGCGGAAAGAAUAUCCUGUUUUACAUUCCAAGCUGAAUUUGAUGAUGCAGCAAACACGAUAAUGCACAAAUUAGAUAAUCUAAAGCACACUUGCGAGUUUCUUGUGACGAACGAAUCUCUUAAGCAGUUGUUUGCUAUCAUACUAGCUCUCGGCAAUUACAUGAAUGGUGGAAAUGGUCAAAGAGGACAGGCUGAUGGAUUCGGUCUAGAAAUACUUUCCAAAUUGAAAGACGUUAAGUCGAAGCAGUCCCAUAUAACGCUACUACACUUCAUAGUACGUACGUACAUGCGUGUUUCGUCACUGGGAGCCCUACCGGUGCCGGAGCCCGGGGACGUGGCUCGCGCCGCCGCCCUCGACUUCGCAGAGGUCGCCACUAGUCUGAACACACUUCGCACUAACCUUGACGAGUGCCGAGAAAAGGUUGAAAAAGUUAUCGAGACGGAUGCACAGAUACAAAAGAUGGAAGACGAAAACGCUAGUUGUGAAAGUAAAAAAAGACUGGAAGUGUUCAAAGACAAGAUGACGGCGUUCCUGAAUGCUGCGGGAGAAAAACUUAAGACGGAGAACGAUAACUUGACGGAGUGUAAAAAUAAGUUUAUAGCUACAGUGAAAUUCUAUCAAUAUUCUCCAAAAUGUGGCAAAGUUGAAGAUUGUGAACCGAAGGAGUUUUUUUCCCUUUGGACGUCGUUUUGCAGUGACUUUAAAGACAUUUAUAAAAAAGAAGAACAAAUAGCAAUUAAAGAAAAAUUAAAAGAAACUAAAAAGCUACAGUGCGAAAGAAAAGCGAAUACUCAGCCCAAAAAAGAGGGUGGAUUAAAAGCCCGUCUUCAGAAGUUGUCUAGCACAAAGAAAUGA
Messenger RNA from Danaus chrysippus (African queen), 4473 nucleotides. NCBI's taxonomy places the organism in Eukaryota, Metazoa, Arthropoda, Insecta, Lepidoptera, Nymphalidae. The record is from the annotation of a GenBank genome assembly.